This is a messenger RNA of Nothoprocta perdicaria, 2782 nucleotides long. RefSeq names its product coiled-coil domain containing 39 (gene CCDC39). NCBI's taxonomy places the organism in Eukaryota, Metazoa, Chordata, Aves, Tinamiformes, Tinamidae. The record is from RefSeq and is a predicted model, not a curated record. Gene Ontology annotation, cellular component: axoneme. The transcript has 20 exons. Gene Ontology annotation, biological process: cilium movement; inner dynein arm assembly; cilium-dependent cell motility. The coding region runs from base 77 to 2782 and encodes 901 amino acids.
GCUGCGCUGGGACGAUGGCUACGCCGUGCCCGUGGCCAACGCGGAGAACAGGGCGCUGGAGGAGGAGCUGCAGAAGAUGCAAAAGGAAAAAGUAAACCUGCAGAACCAGCUGACUGACACGGAAGAGCGCACAGCAGCGAUGACGUCUCACUUAAAAAACGUGAGGCAGGAGUUCAGCUUCACGCAGUCUCUUUACAAAGCCAGAGCAAAUGAAAUUGUAACUGAACAACACUUCAAAGCCCUUGCUGAGAGAGAAUGUGGACGUCUCAAAAGUGAGAUUAAACGACUGGAAGAUGAAAUAGUUUUCUUAAGAGAAAAGAAAAACAGUCAAGAAAAUAAUAUAAGCAAAACCACCAAGAAGCUGGAAGACUUAAGACAACAGCUGAACUGUGAUGAGGAAGUUUUGGAGAGUUGGAUAAAGGAAUCAAAUCGUAAAGAUAAUGAUGCUAUGACAAUUCAGAAGUAUGCACAACGAGAUGAGGAGAAACUAGGAGCACUAACGCUCCAAGUAGAAAAGCUGACCAUGCAAGCAAAUCAGAAACACAGAGCUCUUGAUAAUGAGCUUACAGAAACCAUAACAGCUCAGAUAGAGCUUGACAAGACAGCUGAAGAUUUUCGCAGAGUUCAUCGGGAAAGGCAAGAAGUCAUCAGGCAGUGGGAGAAUGCCAUCGAACAGAUGCAAAGAAGAGAUCAACAGAUUGAUCACUGUGCUAUGUUAAUAACAGAGAUAAAACAGGAGAUGCGAGAAAAAGAGACUGUCCUCAAAGAGAAGACCUCCUUUUUGAUCAAUGAAACUGUUAAUAAUGURGAAUAUGAAAAGGCCAUUUCUUCUGCUGAGCGGGAAGCAACUAGCCUCCGAAACGAGUAUCAAAGCCAGGAGACUUACAGAGUUCAGCUGCAGGAUGAGCUGAACACCCUGAAAUGCACUGUGGCAAGAACUACUUCUGAUCUAGAAUCUUCAAGGAUACAAGCAUCCAAUCUGAAAAAGGAAAUUCAGAAUAAACUAUCCAGAUUAGCCUCUCUUAACGAGCAAAAUGCAAGUCUUUCCAAUAAACUGAAGCUUGUGACUGAGAAAACACUGACGUCAGAGGAGAAAGCUUURAGAAUGGAAGAAAUACUAAAGGAAGAAGAGAAAAUUGUCAAGGAAAAAGAAACAGAAAUGAAGCAUUUGAAAGACCUACAUUUCAAGAAAACCCAGGAGUUAAAUGAAGAGAAGGAGAAGGAGAAGAGUGUGGUGGCAGAAAUCGAGGGAAGUCGGACAGCACUUAAAAAUCUUAACAGUCGUCUGCGUAAACUUGAUGCAGACGCAUUAAGACAACAGGAAAUAAUGUAUAAACAGGAUUUUUAUAUUCAGCAAGUUGAGAGACGGCUGUCACGGUUAGAAGGGGAGGUUAAUGUGGAUGAAAAGCAAGUUCUGGAAGCAAAAGUGGCUGAACUUAAGAAAACCUUAGAAGAAAAGAAAAAUACAUAUAAUAUUUUACAUGGACAACACAAGAAACUUCAGAAUGAUCUCCAAUUCAUCAAGAGAGCAAUGGAUAAGACAGGAGAAGAAACAAAUGAUGUGAUGAUCAAGAUCAAUGAACUAAAUCUUUACAAUGAGAAAUCAGAUCAGGAGUUAAAAAAAGCUAAAGCUACCAAGCAGGAGAUGAUGGUUGAAGAAAAUCUCUUAAAACUAGAACUGAAACGUCUUCAAGAUACUCUGUCUAAUAAGGCAGAGAAAGUUCUCACACUGGAAAAAGAAAAACUGAAGUUAAAGACAGCAAUAGCAGAAAGAACGGAAGAAAUUAAGAUUCACAAGGCAAUGAUGGAUUCUCAGAUAAAACUUGUGGAUCAGGAACGUCAACGUGUAAGUGCUGAACUCCAAGACCGCCUGAACAAAAUCGAUAAACUGCGAAGCAGGUAUGAAAUUCUUACUGUUGUCAUGAUGCCACCUGAAGGAGAAGAGGAGAAAACUCAGGCCUACUAUGUAAUUAAGGCUGCACAGGAAAAGGAAACACUUCAGCGUGAAGGUGAUCAUUUAGAUGCAAAGAUCUGCAAAGCUGAAAAAGAAAUUGUAGCUCUGGAAAACACUCUGCGUGUACUUAAUAACUGCAACAGCAAUUACCGAAAUUCUUUCAAGGAAGUUACUGAGACAAGUGAGGAGUUUAAGGAAAAACUGAACCUAGAAGAGGAAAAAAGAGCUGCUGAUGAAAAGUACAGAUACAAACGAAAGCAGAUCAAAGAACUUCAGGAAAAUCUCCAGAGCAUGGAAAAAGGUCUUGCUGUGAUACUGAAGCAGGAAGCCCUUUACCAAGAAGAAAUAAAGGAAAAACAAGCUAUUGUUUUGCAGCUGAAUAAAGACAUAGAAGAACAGAAGCCAAAGUUAGAAAGGGUGAGAAAACAGUGUUCCAGACUAUCCAGAGAAAUUCAGUCUCUAAAGAAAACUAAAACAGAAACACAAGAAGAAAAAGACAUUGAUCUUCGUGAACUGAAAGACUUCAACAGAACCAUCGACAAGCUGUUAGCUGAUAUUCUAGAAGCAAACCCUGAUUUAGCUACAGCCUUUCAAAUGUACUUUCACCAGUCCAAUUUAGAACUUUCUACAAUUUCUUCUGCUGGUGGUAGUCACAGUUCUAGUUCACCAUCAUCACGAAGCUCUCUGGCCUCUAGCAGAUCCUCCAGAAGCACAAGUUCAGCUUCUAGUCAGGCUUCAGCACUUAAAAUCAUAGACCUGAGUUUUUCAGUCAAUGCUUCAGCAGGAGAAGCUGCCAGUGGUUCACAACUGCCUAGAAAAAAGUCUUAA